UCAUAUUUUCUCCCUCUCUCUCUCUUUCUGUCUCACACACAGUUCGAAUAUUUCGUCAAAAACUUUUCCUUCGAAAUUCGUUUGCUAAAUGCCUAGCGAUCAUUAGUGCCGGUGCAGCAUGCAGAUGGGCUACAAGCUGCGCCGGGUGCCGCAGCAGCGUCGCCUGGUCCGUCAUCUGAUGCGCAUCAUCCUGGAACUGCUGCAGAGCACGCAGCGUCCGAUGCGCGACACGGAAAUCAUCUCAACGCUGGCCGCGCGCCUCCGACGUAGCGACCCGGAGUUCCAGCGCCAGGUGGCUCUCAAUCUCGAGGAUGCAGUCAGCUACGGCAUACUGAAGCGCCAGCUGAACGUCUACUCCCUGCGCUCCAAGCAGUUGUCGCUGAUCGUGGAGAACCUAGCGCCAAGCAGCGGACGAAGUCAACGCUGAACAUCUGCUCAGUAUACAACUAUAUACUGAUGAUGGUCUGGGGAGCACAUUCAAUUACACCCGAGUACAUCGAUAUAUUUUUUAAUAGAUCCAGUACAAAUUAAAUUUAUCGAUAAAUAUAAAUCGCUAAGCUCGGCUUUAGUUUGUGGAAAGGAGUUAAAAUAAAAUCGCAAAAUAUGUUGAGAGCACAGUAAAAGAAAGUUGUAUCAAUUGUUAUCGAUAUAUAUUUUUGUUGCACGAAGCUCAACUGAAUGUAUGUUUAUAAAACUAUAUCGCAAAUGCUUAUCGAUAACUAUCGAUGACAUAAGGAAAAUUUUCGGUGUAGUAAUGUUUGAAGUAAAUGCAUGCACGCCUGCAUUGUGCACUUGCAUUACUAAUCAAUGCUACCAGCUUAUCGAUAAUUAUCGAUUUCACUUGGCAAUUGAUACAUAGGGAUAAUACCAAUGUGCGAUCAAUUGGAGCGAAUAUUAUUGUCGCAAAUACUAUUGGUAGCUAUCGAUUGUACUUUCAGCCACAAUGACACUGGAUAUGGUGUAAUAAUCCAACGUUUCCACUCUCCAGAUACAGCUCAAUGGAACGCUGUCGAUAUGCCGUGUAAUUAAUGUCCGGAUUACCAACUGACAAUGCAAUUCCAAUUUGCAAAUCAAAUCGCUAACUGCCAAAAUAAUCGAUAGCUGGCAUGGACCAUGGAAACUACAUAUGUAUAAAUGCCAACAUGUGAGGCGUGAGCAAUUGAAUUAUAUUUGAUAAAACACAAUGGCAAAUGGCAGACGGACGGACGCACAAUCAAA
Molecule: messenger RNA, 1218 nt
Organism: Drosophila mojavensis
Lineage: Eukaryota; Metazoa; Arthropoda; Insecta; Diptera; Drosophilidae
Exons: 3
Coding region: 119-427 (102 amino acids)
Source: RefSeq, a predicted model, not a curated record